Magnusiomyces paraingens is the source of this 234-nucleotide messenger RNA. RefSeq lists its product as uncharacterized. Gene Ontology annotation, biological process: regulation of proteolysis; protein neddylation; modification-dependent protein catabolic process. Gene Ontology annotation, molecular function: protein tag activity; ubiquitin protein ligase binding. Gene Ontology annotation, cellular component: nucleus; cytoplasm. The record is from RefSeq and is a predicted model, not a curated record. Bases 1 to 234 code for a protein of 77 amino acids. The transcript is spliced from 5 exons. Lineage: Eukaryota; Fungi; Ascomycota; Dipodascomycetes; Dipodascales; Dipodascaceae.
AUGCAGCUUAACUUGAAGUCAUUAACCGGCGCAAAUAUCAAAAUCGAAGUGGAGCCCAAGGAUACUCCCGCCGAUAUUAAAGAAAUGGUUCAGCAGAAGGAGGGUAUCCCUCCUGAGCAACAGAAGCUCAUCUGGGAUGGCAAGCAAAUGGAUGACAACAAGACCAUUGAGGAGUACAAAAUCAGUGCUGGCGCCACGCUCCAUCUGGUUCUUGCUUUGAGAGGUGGCUGCUAG